AUGUUAGAUCAAAUGUUAGAUCAUUGUCAAGAUUAUCAUAAAAAGCGAUGUAGAAAUGCGGAUGCUCCAAGAAUUGCUUAUAAGCGUCUAGGAACACCAAUAUUCGCCGGAAAACGACAAUCGUCAAACUUU
Messenger RNA from Dentiscutata erythropus, 132 nucleotides. The record is from the annotation of a GenBank genome assembly. Lineage: Eukaryota; Fungi; Glomeromycota; Glomeromycetes; Diversisporales; Gigasporaceae.